GAUUUUUAUUUCUAUUUUUGGUUAGUGGCGUGUUAGCGUUUUUGUGUACAGAAAUGAGAAUUAUUUCGCAAAUAUUGUUGUAAACCUCAAAAUACUGUUACAUUUUUACCACGUUUAGAGAUUUAUGCAAUCUAAAUUGUAUAGUCGCAAGAUAAUUGUAAAAUGGCGGACGAAGUGCCCGUUUGUGAUGUAUUAUGUGAAGCAAUGGAAUAUUUGUCGAAACUGGGGUCUAAUCUGAGGGCCCGGUCUGAAAACUUGAAAGAGAAAAGAAUACGGAAAGAGAAGCUCAAGAAUUUCCAUGCUGUACAGAAAGCAGCGGACAAAGUUCUCCUGAUAUGUCAAUUGUCAAAAAAGUCCUUAGAAAAUGUGGAAGUUGGCGUUAGAAAAGUGCUGUCGAUGGUGAACGAUAGUCAGUCCAGCAUAGGCGUAGAUGCGGUGUCUCCAGCUCCAGCAGUUGCUGAACCAGAAGCGAAGUACCAGUACUUUAAAUACCGCUCACGCAAACUAAGGAUAGCGAAACAAGUUCCAUUAAAACAUUACAUGUCAGUGAAGGUUAUGGCGCGAAAAAUGCCCCGGUCGAUGCAAGAUAGGUAUCCGGUUUACUAUGAUUGCAAGUUGUAUAGAAGAAGGAAAAGAAAACAAUCUACAGAAAAUAAUGAAAAUACUAAAAGGAAAUCUGACGCAUUGGUUGAGAGAGAUAAGACUGAAGACAUGCAUUCAAAAACAACAAAGGAAGGUCUUAAAUUAGAAUCUGAUACAAAAGAAAAUAGAAUAGAAUCUAAAUUGCAUGAUAAACAAACUUCAAAGUCCAAUUCUGAAACCGAAGAUAAUGACGGAAGUAAUUUUAAAGACAGGGGAAAAAGUGAAUCAUCAGGUGUUUGUAAGAAAUCAAAAAAUGAUUCCAUUUCAAAAAAAUCUGAUGGAAAGGACAAAAGACUAUCAUCUGAGUCAGAUGGAAAAUCAAAAAAUGAGGAAAGAAGUUCAGAGAAGUUGGAAUCAAAAGACAGAAGACAGUCUUUAGAGGACAAAGCAAAAAACAAAAAGCAAUCACCCGAAAAAGCUAAAAGUGAUCCUUCAAAAAAAUUAGAUUCAAGAGACAAAAGACAGUCUUUAGAAGGCAAAAUAAAUAAAAGUAGGCGAACUUCUGAGUCUCAUAAAAAAUCUAGCAGUGAAGAAGCUAGUUCAAAAAAUGGAAUGGAAUCAAGAGACAAAAGACAUUCCUCAGAGGACAAGCGAAAAUCCAAAGAUGACAGCUCAAAAAAUUCUGAAAUGAAACAUGACACAGAAAAAUCUUUAGAGUCAAAGAGCAAAGCUAAAGAAGAUGAUGAUGAUGAUGAAAUCCCAAAGAAAUCAUCAAAAUAUGGCAAAACUAAAUUCAGAAAUAUUAGAAUAAUAGAUGAUGAUAGUUCUGAAAAUAGUAAUGAUCUAACUUCUAGAAUUAAAGUACCAGAUGUUCAAGGCAAUGAUAAUAACGAGUCUGUAGAAAAUUGUGAGAACAAUGACAGUACAUUACAGUUGCACAAGUCUAAAAAAAGAAAAUUAAAUGAUUCAGAUAGUGAAACUGAUGACAACAAAAAAUCAGAAGAAGAAAGCCAAAUUAAUUCCGAUAACAUAGAAAACACUCCUCAGACUGAACCUGUAAAACCAUUGAUAAAGUGUGUUAGUCUUACUAAAUUGCUGAAACCAGACAUUUUAGAAAAAAAUGCACCCCAGGAGAAUACUAAAUCCAAGAUUGUUGGGAUUAGUGAGAAGAGUUCUGAAAACAAUCAGAAUACUAAAAAUAAACAAAAUUCAAAACAAGGGAACAAUAAUAAAAUAGAUAGAUAUCUAUCAAAAGUACCAUCCAAAAAGGAUGAUGACUAUUGCAUGCAGAAAAGAAAAGAAGUUAGUAGCUUUGUACCUAAAAAUUUUAGUAUUAAAAUAACUAGACUACCUGAACUGUCUCAAAAUUUUUUACAAAUGCAUAAUUUGAUAAAAAUUACUCAAAAUGAAAGAAUAGUUUGUGAAUUGAUAAAAGAAAAAGGAUUGACUGAAAAUUCUGUAUUAAUUGUAAAUAACCAGUCUGAAGAAGACCAAAAUUCUAGGAGCAAAGAGGCUUCACCAGACAAUUUGAAUGUAGCAAAAAGUGCUCUUCUGGAUGAUUCCGAAUCUGAGAAAUCUGAUGUUGGUAAUAAAUCACCAUCUCCACUACCAAUAACUGAACUAACUGAGAAUGUUAAAAAUGCCUUGCUAAAUGACUCUGAUGCAGAAAAAAGAACUGAAAAAGAAAAUGAAGGUAUAAACAGAAGAAGUCAGGAUCAAGACCAAAUAAAAAACGUCCUCUUGAAUGAUUCUGAUUCAGAUAAAAACCAAAAAGAAAAUGAAAGCAUUAAUGUAAAAAAUAAGGCUAAAACUAAAUUACUUGAAGAUUUUUCUAAGAUCAAAAGUACUUUACUUAAUGAAUCAGAUUCUGAUAACCAUGAAGCUGCAGAUUCAGACAAAGUUCACAAAGAUAAAUCUCCAAAAAAUAACCAGGAUGUUGCUGAUGAACAAAAUAGUUGUGAGCCAGAUAAUUCUCAGUGUCAAAAAGAAGUAGAGUUACAAAACAAAGAAUUAUCACAAGAUAAAGAACAAAACAAUGAGCUGGAAAUGUCGAAAAGUGAAAGGAAAAAAGGCAAAGAAGGAAAACCAAAAUCUAAGAGAAAACACAUAAUGGAGAGCAUGCAUGCAAAAAAAAUGUUACUCACAUACUCCUCUAGCUCUGACACUGAAGACGAACAGUUGAAAAAUGCCCUGAAAGAAAUUAAAGAUUCUCUGCUCAAAGGCAUAUCUAGUUCUGAUGAUGAGAAAAAAAAGAAAGAAAAUGAUGUAACUAAAAAUUCAUCAUCUGAUUCAGAAGAAGAUAUUUUGACAAGGGCAAAAAGUAGUAAAAAAUUAACUAAAGAAGAUAAUACUGCAGAAUCUGGGAGAUCUGGAGACAAUGAGAAGGAUGAUGCAAUGACCAACAAACGUCAAAGGGACAGCGAUGAAACUUCAAAUGAUUCUUUGAAUCCCACUAAAAAAAAGAUGGGGCGUUCUAGGGCACAACCUGGUGGUAGCAGCAAAGAUUCUGACAGCCGGGAUGACAAAGAUAUUGAUGGACUUACAAAUCUCAACAGUCUGAAUAAGAACCGUCGACGGCAUGGUUCAACUUCUACUGAGAAAACCGAAACAAAUUCCAUAAGUUCUACUAAAAAGAUGCCGAAAGUACCACUUAUAAACCAGGAAGAUAUGCUGCAGGCGGAGACCAGUUCCGAAGCAGGCUCCGUCGCGGAGAGCGAAGCUGGAGAAGAUCUACCAUCAAUAUCCUUGACGGGUCUGAAUGGUUCCGGUGGUGAUCACUUAGCUAAAGACGAUUUAUUAGAAGAAAGUGACACUUCAGGGUCAAACAAUGACAAAGAGGAAAAGAAAAUGACUGAUUCAGAUGAGGAAGCAACAAUGAAAGCCAAACGGCGCAAAGCGCACGCGACGAUAUCGUCGGACAGCGAGGCUGGUUCCUCGCGCAAGAAGGACUUCGCCGACACGGAGGCCAAGAUCAGCGACUUCGAAGACUCGGAAGAUGAUGGCUCCUCCGAAUCUAACAAGAAGAAUAAAAGGCGGAAGAAGGCAGUUGACAGUGACGCGUCUGUCGGCUCCUCAUCCAACGACGGAAGCAAAAAGAAGCGGCGGCGCAUCAAACAGCUGAACGACAGCGAUGGCUCCGGCUCCGACACGGAGACCGAAGGCAAGAACAAACACGGCAGGAAGAAUAUCCGUAAGGUGAUGGGCAAAAACCAAUUAGAAGAAGCCACCAAGAAAGCUGCGAGACAAGAAAAAGAGAGGAUUGCCAGAAUUGCUGAGAGACAAAAAAUGUACAAUAACUUGGAAUUCGAUGAAUCGGGGAAGCCAGAUGAAGUGGUCCUGGAAAAAGUAGUAUUAGAUUUCGAUCCGGAAACUAAGAAGCCACUUAUUGAAGUUGACAGAGGACUUGUCAAGAAGUUGAAGCCGCAUCAGGCGAACGGAAUAAAAUUCAUGUGGGACGCGUGUUUCGAAAGUGUGAAACGCAUCAAGAAAGACAAGGGAUCCGGUUGUAUUCUCGCCCAUUGCAUGGGUCUCGGAAAAACCUUACAGGUGGUCUCCCUGACGCAUACGCUGCUGACGCACAGCGAGCUGACAAGCGUGCAGCGGGUGCUGGUGGUGUGCCCGCUGUCCACCGUGCUCAACUGGGUCAACGAGUUCCGCAUGUGGCUGAAGCACGCCGAGAGGGACUACGAGGUCGACGUGUACGAGCUCUCCAGGUACAAACAGAACUCGGAGCGCGCGUUCCAGCUGCAGCAGUGGUUCGACAACGGCGGCGUGUGCGUGCUCGGCUACGAGAUGUUCCGCAACCUGUCCGCCGACAACCCCAAGAAGUUCAAGAAGAAGAUGCUCAAGACCUUCCAGCAGAGCCUCGUGGACCCAGGACCGGACCUAGUGGUAUGCGACGAGGGCCACUUGUUGAAGAAUGAAAAGACCAGCCUCUCUCAAUCCAUGAACAGAGUGAAGACUCUGCGACGCAUCGUACUCACUGGCACGCCGCUACAGAAUAACUUGAAGGAAUACUACUGCAUGGUACAGUUCGUGAAGCCGAACCUUCUUGGAAAAUACAACGAGUACCUCAAUCGCUUCGUCAACCCCAUCACCAACGGCCAGUAUACCGACUCCACGGAACACGAUAUUCGCAUCAUGAAGCGCCGCUCGCACGUGCUGCAUAAGAUGCUGGAUGGAGCUGUACAGAGGCGAGACUACGGCGUACUAGCGCCAUUCCUACCCCCUAAGCAUGAGUAUGUGCUAUUCAUCACACUAUCGGAGGUGCAGUGCAAGCUUUACCAGCACUACCUGGAGAACUACUCGAGAAGACCACUCCCGGGUAAGUCAUCCGGCUUCCUGUUCCCGGAUUUCCAAUCGCUACAGCGGAUAUGGACGCACCCGCUUGUGUUAAAAUACAACUCCGAGCGAUAUGAGAUUAUGCAGCAGAAAAAGAGGGAGAGAGAAGAAGAAGACUCCGAGGGAUCAUUAGUAGAUUUCAUAGAUGAUGAUUCCACUCCAGAAGAGUCGUCAACAGAAGAAUCCACAGACGAAUUGUCAGACAUGAGCGACGAUAGCCGGAAGAAGAGUAAAAAGAAAAAGUCCGCCAAGAAGAGCAAAGCCAAGGACGCCAAGGUCACCACGCGCCGCGGGACCCGGGCCAACCCUGUGGAAAUGGAAGAGGACGAACAAAACGAAAUCGUGGAGCUAAAGAACGAAAACCCUACGGAGUGGUGGAUCAAGCUGGUGACAGAGGACGAACUGGAAGACAUGCGCCACUCGCACAAGCUCGUGCUGCUGUUCGACAUUUUGCGCCAGUGCGAGGCCAUCGGCGACAAGCUACUGGUGUUCUCCCAAUCAUUGUACUCGUUAGAUCUCAUUGAGCACUUCCUCGGUAAAGUGGACGAAGCGACGCAAGAAGGACGCAUUGACGAGAAACUAGGCGGUCACGUGGGUUCAUGGUCGCCAGGUGUGGACUACUUCAGGCUUGACGGAUCGACGUCGUGUGAAAACAGAUCUAUUUGGUGCAAAAAUUUCAACAGAGAAGACAAUCCUAGAGCAAGAUUAUUCCUGAUCUCGACACGCGCGGGCGGACUGGGCAUCAACUUGGUAGCGGCCAAUCGCGUGGUCAUCUUUGACGUUUCGUGGAAUCCUUCCCACGACGUUCAGAGUAUCUUCCGCGUGUACCGCUUCGGCCAGAAGAAGCCGUGCUAUAUCUACCGGUUCUUGGUCAUGGGCACAAUGGAAGAGAAAAUCUACGAGCGGCAAGUGACAAAGCAGGCGAUAUCGAAGCGCGUGAUCGACGAGCAACAGAUCGACCGGCACUACGCGGAGAACGACCUCGCAGAACUAUACAAGUUCGAGCCCACGCCGCCGCAGCCGCGCCCGCUGCCGCCGCUGCCCAAGGACCGCCUGUUCGCCGAGAUGCUACGCGAACAUGACAAGCAGAUAUACAAGUACCACGAGCACGACUCGCUGCUUGAGAACAAAGAGGAAGAAACUCUAAGUGAGGAGGAACGUAAAGCAGCGUGGGAGGACUUUGAGAACGAGAAGAACCGCCCGCCGCCCGCGCCCUUCCCCUCCGGCUGGCCCAUGGCCAACGGCAUGAUGUCCGGGCUAAUAGCGCAGCAGCAGCAGCAAUUAGCAUACGCGGCGCUGGCGGCCAUGCUGCGCAAGGACAUGCCCAACAUCAACGACAACCAGAUCCGAGACAUGCUGCCGCUCAUCUACAACGCCAACCCUGCCCUGAUGCAGAAAAUGAGUGAGAUUUACAAGUACGCGCAACCUGGAAUGAUGAACCCCAUGAUGCACCCCAUGCUAGCGGGCGGCGGCGCGGCGCCGGGCCCGGGCGGCAUGAGCGGCUCGAGCGGGCUGCAGUACGAGCCGCCGUGGCAGCGCCAGCAGCAGCAGCAGCAGCAGCAGCGCUUGCAGCAGCUGCUGCAGCAGAACCAAAUGGGCGCUAAGUACUACGCGGGCGGGCUCGGCAGCCGCGACCCGGUGGCGAUGGCGCUGCAACAACAGCGGGCGCGCGAGAUGCUCACGGGCGAGCGAGGCCGGCCCCGGGGCCGCCCGCCGCUGCAGCCGCGGGCUCCGCCGCCGCACGCUAGCGGGGACGUGGUCAACCUGGACUCCGACUAGACUGGUUCCAUGACAGUGUAUAGUGAACAGAUGUGUACAGUAAAGAUAUAAUAGGUGCUUCAUGAAGAUGGGGCGAGGGGGCCGCAGCCCGACGACCGCCUAGAGGCUUUCCAACACCCACAUAUCAUGAAUCUCAAUAUAUUUUGACUGUUAUUUUGAAACGUUCGGGGACAAAUGCAAUGUUCAAAUCUUAUAUUUUAUUCCAUUUAUGAAUUUCUAUGUUUCUAUGACAUGCAAUAAGCAACACGCCGGUCUUUAAGGUUCGUAACGGCUAUUGCUAUGUAUGACAUCAAAGUGCACUAAACUUUUUAAUAUUAAUAUUGUAUGGAGGAUUGUCGUGUCCACAUAUCAGUGAAUCUCGAUUUUUGUUAUAACUCAAAUGCAUUCUGUGACCAGUGGAAGCCUAUGGCGUAGACUUAAUUGUAAUAAUCGCACAAGUUUCGUCAUAUUUUAAGGUUUCUUAGUCGCGCGCUCAAACCUAAAAUGUGACACUUGUGCACAUUUGAAUAGACAUUCUAUUAUCUGACACUCGUAGGGUAAUGGCAUUAUUUGGACAAAAUUUUAACUAAAGCGUCCUAUAUUUGUGGUCAUACAGCAUUUAGUCAAAAAAGUUGGCUACCUGCGAUUUUUGUAUGCAUGUCUCUUUUUACUCUACCACCACGAUUCUACAGAUCAUUUUAAAAACCCAUCUUUUGGAUUAUAACAGAUUGGACCAUUUAUUUUAACACGCCAUUUUUUUUAAACCUUCCCACUGUAUGAUAACAGUGCCAGACAGCACACAUUUUAAUUUUCAUUUGAUGUUUCUUCUACCGCAAAUAUUGGACGCCGUGAGUGUCGGCUUGAUAUUAUUUUAAAUAUAUCUCUCAGUACAGGAACUUAGAAAUUAAGGUAUGUUAUAUGUCAGUAGCUAGAAGACUUUUGUGUGGUAUCAAGAUAUGGAGAGCCACAAGUAUCAUGUCGAUAUUCACUGCACGAUCAUACGCACUCAAUAUAUUAUAACAUUAACAAUAUAGUGAUGUAUUUGUGCUACUAUAGUAACAUCAACACCAAUUUGCAUAGAAAAUGUAUUGGUUUAUUUGUCAUGUUUUGAAUUCAUUUCAUAAAUUAGUAUCGUGUGGUGAUCUCUAUUUUUGUAUGAUGCAAAAAUCAUGUUUUUUCUUCCACUAAGGUUUUGUCAUUGAUGAUAGAAAAUAUAUCUUAAAAUAGUUACCUUUUAAUAUUGGGUAUGUUAACAAACAACAUGACAUAUGGAUUUUCCAUAAAUAUGAUGUAGAUUAAUUGUGUAGUUGAUAUUCAAUCGCAACAUAAUAUAUUAAAUUUGAAAAACAACUGAAAGAUUACACUCUGAAAUAAAUGUGUCUCCAUAUUUUCAUGGAGCUGAUUGAAAUUUGAAAAUGACAUGGAUUAUAAAAAUGGCUUACAUUUCCUGACUUUGUUGAUUCAGAGUAAUUAUAAAUUCAUUAGAGAUUAAAGAAAAUAGUGACUUGUUUAUAAUUUUUUUAACUCUUCCAUAACUUACUAUCAAACACCGUCUUGUUAGAAGCAAAUGUUCAAUGUAUGAAUGAUCGAUCACACUUGUGCAUGUUCUUCAAUAAGUAAGAAAUUCUUCUCUAAGGGGUUUUGGUGUAUUGUUGUGGAUCAUUGUAUUUCAUACAAAGAGUUACACCAGCUGUAACUGUUAUGGUUCAUUUUAUUUAUUCGGCCUGGUAUGACAGGUGGUUUAGUUGUGAUAUUGCCUAAUCUUAAAUUUUUGUAUACGUUUACUUUUAAUUGAGUCACAGUUGUGACUUUAAUAUUAAAUCCAGCAAUCUGUAGCUCUAUUUUAGAUAAUUACCAACCAGCGCGCGACAGACGGAAAUGCAUUUCUAUAGCUGAAGGAUUUCGUUUUCUAAAAGAGAAAUUCUGUUUGUUUUUAUGAUGUUCUUUUUACUGAUUUCAUAGAUUUUAUGCUAAGAUAAUGUUAUUUAUAGUUAUAAUACAUAUACCUAUGUUUACAAAUGAGCAGUAUUUCAGUUAGUUUAUAAGUUCGUUUUUACAUGAGCAUAUUCACAGGUAGGUAUUGUUUUUUUUUUCAAUAGAAAUUGCUACUUAAUUUUGAGGUCGCUGCACACCAGCGAGAACCGCUGUAAUUGUUUCUUAUUUAUGUAUGUAAUAUAUAAUGUAAUAACUGUAGAAAUCUUCCUAUUAUUUUGUAGUACAAUCAAAGUAUAAUAAAUAAUUUGGAAAUGUGUAAA
Molecule: messenger RNA, 8936 nt
Organism: Ostrinia furnacalis (Asian corn borer)
Lineage: Eukaryota; Metazoa; Arthropoda; Insecta; Lepidoptera; Crambidae
Product: transcriptional regulator ATRX homolog
Exons: 29
Coding region: 163-6702 (2179 amino acids)
Cellular component (GO): nucleus
Molecular function (GO): ATP binding; ATP hydrolysis activity
Source: RefSeq, a predicted model, not a curated record